GUUGGGAAAUUACAUGAUGAAGUAAAAAGUUUGAAACCAAUUGAAAAGCACAGAUGAGUGUGUUAGGAAGAAUAUAGUCAGGUGCGCAUAAACAGGCUUUCGUAACUGAGGAGAAUAUAUGUAGUAUUUUUCAUUGUAUGUACGCAAAAUUAACCAUAAAAUAUGAAUGAAUGUGAACACAUGAAAAAGGGGAAAAAAAGACUCGCAAGUUUUCUCUGAACACAUAAUUACAUUUUCAGCCAGCAUCUUCUACGCCUUUCUGUAACUGCACACUUCCUCUGUUUCACUCUCCUUUUUUUCUUCACCCCAUUAUUUUUCCCCUAAGAAUUCCCAGAAAUUUAACGAGAUCACAUAAUCUUGUUUAGCUUUAGAUUGUUUUUUUUAUCUUUCUUGAUCACAUUUCUUUGUUUUGCAUUCUUCAUCAAUGCAAAUUUGUGGGUUCAUUGAUUUGUAAAAUUCUGAUUCUUUUGAAUUACAUACCCUCCCUUUUCUUGAAGGGAGGAGAGAGAAUCAAAGGGUUAGUUUUUAAAUUUUCAGGAAAGCAAAUGAUUGAUUGGUUUUGUUUUGGGUGGAGAAAGAGGAGAAAUUAUGAGGAAUUUAAUGGAGAAAAGUUUCAGUCUUUUAAAACUCCUAGCAUCUCUGAUCGUAAUGUGGAAGCCAAUAAACAUGGGCGCAGAGCUGAGGCAGAUUCCAAAGGGCAGUCCCUUAUUACCAAUAAUGUAGCUGGCCAUGAUGGAGGUAGAGGUACAGUGUUCAACUAUAGAGACCUUGCUACAGCAACUAGGAACUUUCAUCCAGAUACUUUCCUUGGGGAAGGCGGAUUUGGGUCUGUUUACAAGGGAAAACUUCUGGAUACUGGUGAGUAUGUAUGAUUCCGCACAGGUGGUUGCUGUUAAGAAGCUUAAUCUAACAGGUUUUCAAGGUGAAAAAGAGUUCCUAGUGGAGGUUCUCAUGCUCUCUCUUUUGCGCCACCCUAAUCUUGUACAUAUGAUUGGCUACUGUGCUGAAGGCUCGCAACGGCUGCUAGUCCUUGAAUUCAUGCCCUUGGGAUCGCUUGAAGCUCAUCUUCAUGAUCUUCCACCUGAAAAGGAGCCACUAGACUGGAAUACAAGAAUGAAAAUUGCAGCUGGUGCAGCAAAAGGAGUGGAUUACUUGCACAAUGAAGCGAAACCAUCUGUUAUAUUCAGAGACUUAAAACCAUCUAACAUUUUGCUAGAUAAUGAGUACAACCCAAAACUCUCCGAUUUUGGUCUUGCCAAAUUUGGUCCAGUUGGAGAUAAUUCUCACGUCUCCACUAGAGUGAUGGGUACCCAUGGGUAUUGUGCUCCCGAGUAUUUCUUAACUGGUAAAUUGACAGCAAAAUCUGAUACAUUCAGUUUUGGGGUAGUCUUGUUGGAGCUUAUUACUGGGCGUAAAGCAGUUGAUACAACUCGUCAUGGUGGAAGAACUUCUCUUCUUGAUUGGGCACGUCCGCUAUUGAAAGAUAGAAAGAAUCAUAUGCAGUUAGCAGAUCCUAGGCUGAAUGGGCAGUUUCCUAUGUCCGCGCUGCACAGGGCUGUAGAGGUUGCAGCAAUGUGCCUCAGAGAGAAAGCCAAUGCCCGGCCCACUAUGAAUGAAGUGGUUCUUGCCAUGAACUAUCUGACAUCAAAGAAGCAUGGUCGUCCUCGCAGUAUAUCUGAAGGAAGCUCUAUAGAUAUUGGACCCAGUGAAACGGUCAAGACAUCAAACCGUGAUGUUGUAAAUAGAGAACAGGCUGUAGCAGAGGCUAAAAUGUGGGGAGAGAAAUGGAGAGAGAAGAGACGACAAAGUACAGGUGGUGGCUCUGACGGGGUGGACCAGUUGGGUUGAGCAAGUGUACAACUAGCACAAGGAAUUGUAGAAGUGGUUCAAAGUCUGUAGAAGUAGAACUGUAGAAUCUAGUUGGAAUGACGGCCAAGCUCGUGAUUCUUUAACAACAAUGGAUACUUUUGAGUAUUUGCAUACAUACUGACAUAGUGUUAAUGUUAUGAACUGAAUCAUAGUAGUAGAAAAUGAUAAUCACAGAAACACAGAGGUGUUGAACA
Molecule: messenger RNA, 2063 nt
Organism: Beta vulgaris subsp. vulgaris (sugar beet)
Lineage: Eukaryota; Viridiplantae; Streptophyta; Magnoliopsida; Caryophyllales; Amaranthaceae
Product: probable serine/threonine-protein kinase PBL7
Exons: 6
Coding region: 730-1848 (372 amino acids)
Biological process (GO): protein phosphorylation
Molecular function (GO): protein kinase activity; ATP binding
Source: RefSeq, a predicted model, not a curated record